AUGCUCCUGCUGGGUAUCUUAACCCUGGCUCUUGGCUGGAGACCCGCCGGCGGGUCCGAGCCAGAACGGGAGGUAGUGGUCCCCAUCCGACUGGACCAUGACAUCAACGGCCGCCACUAUUACCAGCGGGGUCCUAAGGACUCCGGGGAUCAAGGGCUUAUUUUUCAGAUCACAGCGUUUCAGGAGGACUUUUACCUACACCUGAUGCCGGAUGCUCAGUUCCUGGCGCCAGCCUUUGCUACCGAGCAUCUGGGCGUCCCCCUCCAGGAGCUCACUCGGAGCUCCCCAGACUUGCGACGUUGCUUUUACUCCGGGGACGUGAACGCCGAGCCGGACUCGUUCGCCGCGGUGAGCCUGUGCGGGGGGCUGCGCGGAGCCUUCGGCUACCGCGGAGCGGAGUAUGUCAUUAGUCCGCUCCCCAACGCUAGCGUGCCGGAGGCGCAGCGCAACAGCCUGGGUGCACACCUCCUCCAGCGCAAGGGCGUCCCCGGCGGGCCUGCCGGAGAUCCCACCUCUCGCUGCGGGGUGGCCUCAGGCUGGAACCCCGCCAUCCUGCGGGCUCUAGACCCGUACAAGCCUCGGUGGACCGGCUUAGGGGAGAGCCGCAGUUGGCGCAGGUCCGGGCGCGCCAAACGGUUCGUGUCUAUUCCACGCUACGUGGAGACGCUGGUGGUGGCGGACGAGUCGAUGGUCAAAUUCCACGGCGCGGACUUGGAGCAUUAUCUGCUGACGCUGCUGGCCACCGCGGCGCGACUCUACCGCCAUCCCAGCAUCCUCAACCCCAUCAGCAUCGUGGUGGUCAAGGUAAUGCUUCUCGGAGACCGCGACACAGGGCCCAAGGUCACCGGCAACGCUGCCUUGACGCUGCGCAACUUCUGCGCCUGGCAGAAGAAGCUCAAUAAAGUGAGUGACAAACACCCCGAAUACUGGGACACAGCCAUCCUCUUCACCAGGCAGGACCUGUGUGGGGCCACCACCUGUGACACACUGGGCAUGGCUGAUGUGGGCACCAUGUGUGACCCCAAGAGGAGUUGUUCUGUGAUUGAGGAUGAUGGGCUUCCAUCAGCUUACACCACUGCCCAUGAGCUGGGCCACGUGUUCAACAUGCCCCACGACAACGUGAAAGUGUGUGAGGAGGUGUUUGGGAAACUCCAAGCCAACCACAUGAUGUCCCCCACGCUCAUCCAGAUUGACCGUGCCAAUCCCUGGUCAGCCUGCAGUGCUGCCAUCAUCACCGACUUCCUGGACAGUGGGCAUGGUGACUGCCUCCUGGAUCAACCCAGCAAGCCCAUCACCCUGCCCGAGGACCUCCCAGGCAUCAGCUACACCCUGAGUCGGCAGUGCGAGCUGGCCUUCGGCGUGGGCUCGAAGCCCUGUCCCUACAUGCAGUACUGCGCCAAACUGUGGUGCACCGGCAAGGCGAAGGGGCAGAUGGUGUGCCAGACCCGCCACUUCCCCUGGGCAGAUGGCACCAGCUGUGGCGACGGCAAGUUCUGCCUCAGAGGCACCUGCGUGGAGAGACACAACUUCAGUAACUACCCGGUGGACGGUUCCUGGGCCAAGUGGGAGCCCUACGGGGCCUGCUCCCGCACCUGUGGCGGGGGUGUGCAGCUGGCCCGGAGACAGUGCAGCAACCCUGCUCCUGCCAACGGUGGCAAGUACUGCGAGGGUGUGAGGGUGAAAUACCGGUCUUGCAACCUGGAGCCCUGCCCCAGCUCAGCCUCUGGUAAGAGUUUCCGGGAGGAGCAGUGUGAAGCGUUCAAUGGCUACAAUCACAGCACCAACAGGCUGAGCCUGGCUGUGGCCUGGGUGCCCAAGUACUCAGGCGUGUCUCCCCGGGACAAGUGCAAGCUCAUCUGCCGAGCCAAUGGGACUGGCUAUUUCUAUGUGUUGGCACCCAAGGUGGUGGACGGCACCCUGUGCACACCCGACUCCACCUCGGUCUGCGUGCAAGGCAGGUGCAUCAAGGCUGGCUGCGACGGGAACCUGGGCUCCAAGAAGAAGUUUGAUAAAUGCGGGGUGUGUGGGGGAGACAACAAGAGCUGUAAGAAGGUGACAGGAACCUUCACUAAGCCCAUGCACGGCUACAAUUUCGUGGUGGCCAUCCCCGCGGGCGCCUCCAGCAUUGACAUCCGCCAACGUGGCUACAAAGGGCUGAUCGGAGAUGACAACUACCUGGCCCUGAAGAACAGCCAGGGCAAGUAUCUGCUCAACGGGCACUUCGUGGUGUCGGCUGUGGAGCGGGACCUGGUGGUGAAGGGCAGCUUGCUGCGUUACAGCGGCACGGGCACUGCCGUGGAGAGCCUGCAGGCCUCCCGGCCCAUCUUGGAGCCUCUGACGGUGGAGGUCCUCUCCGUGGGGAAGAUGACGCCACCCCGGGUCCGCUACUCUUUCUAUCUGCCCAAGGAGCCUCGAGAGGACAAAUCGCAACACCCCAAGGACUCCCAGGACCCCUCUCUGCUCCACAACAGCGUCCACAGCCUCUCGAAUCAAGUGGAGCAGCCAGAGGACAGGCUCUCUGCUCGCUGGGUGGCAGGCAGCUGGGGCCCUUGCUCUGUCAGCUGUGGCAGUGGCCUGCAGAAGCGGGCAGUGGACUGCCGUGGCUCCCCAGGGCAGCGUGUGACUUCUGCUUGUGACGCGGCCCAUAGGCCAGUAGAGACUCGCGCUUGCGGGGAGCCCUGCCCCACCUGGGAGCUGGGCGCCUGGUCGCCUUGCUCCAAGAGCUGUGGCCGGGGAUUCAAGAGGCGCCCACUUAAGUGUCUGGGCCACGGAGGGCGGCUGCUGGCCCGGGACCAGUGCAACCUGCGCCGGAAGCCUCAGGAACUGGACUUCUGCAUCUUGAGGCCGUGCUGAAUAGGGUCAGCCCUUCUUUUUCUCACUCUGCCCAUCGGUGCUGCCAGUGUCCUGGCUGGCUGGAAGCAUGGGCAGAGGGCAGGGGCCGGUUGCCCAUGCCAUGGUGUCACCACAUCCAGGGACAAGGACCAAGGCAGGGGCCGAGGUUCCCGCCUCCUCCCUGGCCUGGGCAGGGAAGCUAGUAAAUAAUGCACAGUCUACCUCACGCCCGGCUCCUCCAAAGCCCAGUCUCGGGGAGAGGCUGAAUGGUGCAGUGCUGGGUGGAAGGCUCUGGGGCCCAGUUUCUGAGGAUCUGGAGGAUGGACAUCUCCCAGGCAGAACUUCAGGGACCUUGGCCUCCAUCAGGGAGACCACAGGCUGCUGGAAGAGCCAUGGCUCAGUGGCAUGGCACCCUCAGGUGGCCCCAGGGGCUCUGAGCCAUCUCUGAACAGGGCAGGUUUUUAUGGUGCUUUUGGCCCACCAUCUUUCUCUGACUGACAUGGACUGAACAUUAAAAAUGGGGGUGGGGGCAGAAACGGAGAGGAGAGCCUGGGCUGACCCAUUUGGGAAGAUGUGUGUGUGGAGACACUAUCUGGGUGGUCCAGGAUGUGUCUAGUCGGAGGGCAGGCGCUCAGGUGUCCUCUGAGGCUCUGCUGGUAGAGACAGGAAGUGACUAGGGAGCUCAUUGUCUUCUUCAAGUGGGUCUGGCUAGUAAAACAAGAUGCCCAAACUUAUAAGGGGUGUUGGAUUCUGUGACUGAAGCGGGGGGUUUGAGGCGAGUUCUAGGAGGUUUUAUUGUCUUUGGGGCUGGGUCAGAGCUUUGGGGGGAUGUCAUCUUGGAUGGGAUGAAGUUCCGAUGGCUUCUUCCUCCAGAGAGGCAGGCAUAAGUGAAGCUGACUCCUUUGGCUCUUUGUUCCCUUGGACAACCUUCUAAGUGGCCACAGAGAUAUACCCACAAGUGGGAGCUUGGGAUAUGUGUAGGAGGCUAGGUGUCUGAUGCCCAUGCACCUGGAGACUGGGCUUCGACUGGACAGUUACAUGCAGUCUGGGCCUGGCACAUCCAUCACCUCCCAGGCUUCUGCAGUUGGAUAACGGGGUUCAUUGUUUGCUACCUCAGACUAUGCUCUCUGGGAACCCACCGCUCUCCCUUUCUGGGAUAGUGGUGACCCUGGUGCUUCCAGCAGACCUAGCUGCUGUCCUCUGUAGAUUGAGCUGCCCCCAGCUUGAAUAUGAGUGUGGAUCCCUCACCCCUAUAUCCCACCACCUGCUGGUGCUCCAGAUAACGACAAAGCCUUUUUCUUUAGGUGCUUGGGGACUGGUUCAGAAAGCGCUAUGAAUCAAUGACCUGACCUGGGGUUACUUGGCCGUCACCCGUGGUUGUUGCUGGAGAAGAGACAUGUUAGGGCAUUUUCAAUAUCUCCAAGUGGAAAGAUGUUUGGGGGUACAGAUUCUUUGGCCAAGCAGAAUAUUUCUGAAAGAUGCAGCUGCCACAGAGUGUACUUGUGAGAUUUUGCUUUUGAGUAGGUAAUAAGUUCCCAACAUCAAUGAGGUGACCUCAGAGCCAGUGACUUUCCUGGGGAAAGGGUUCAGUCCUUUGUUCUCCUCUGAAAGAAUCACAAACCCACCAGCCAGCCAGGCAAGCCUCUGGGUUGCUGUUCUAAUCCCAUUCUAACCCUGGGUGAGUCCUGAAUGGAGUUUGGGUGAAGGGGGUACAGAGGGCAUGUGGGCCUCUGAGACAGGGGUGCUGUUGCCCUUGAAAAGCAGAAUGAGAGUGUGCCUGCCUCCCCCUAUUGAGAACACUGUGGGGUUGCAGGGUCAAAAGGGGCUCAGGGCACCAGGGCAGAUGGGACCCCCGAGUGUUGACGACAGCACUGUGCCCUGUGCUCGGCACACCCAUUCUGGGUGGUGCGUGGCAUGGGAACUGUGCAGAAGGGACGGGGGAUGGGCGGGAGGGCAGGGAGCGGCCAUCACCGGGGGUCACUGGCCCCCGAGUAGAGUGGCUUUCCACAUCUUUUCAAGGAGGGACAAGCAACCUUGUUCCCGACACAGCUGGGUCUCGAUGCCCUUUUCUGUCAUGGUGUUUUCCUUCUAAAAGAAAUCUGACUGGGACCCCUUGGCAGGGUUACUUCACUAGUCCAGCCUCACCCUCCCAGACUCAGCGGAGUCAAGUUUCACCACACAAGUUUCUGGUGAUGGAAUGAAAUGUUCAGGUGGUAUCUCAUGACUGCGGAAGAAGAGGGACGUCGGGCGCUCUAACAACUUCUUUCAUGGGGUGCGUGGAGCAGGAGGGGUCCAGGCUCUGGAGUCCCCUGCCUCCUCUGCCUCUCAAGCGCACUGAUGGAGACUCCACCCUGGGCAAGCUGUGUGGGGGCUAGGAGUGGAGCAAGUGGGGGGGGCGUGAGCAUGCCCAGCCCGAGAGCUGGCCCCCGAAGGCACUCGACACUGUCACGGACAGAGGCUCCCUUGGGCUUGGUGGCUCUUUAGCAUUCCGCGCACUGUAGAGGAUGGGCGGGACCUGGGUACUGGCUGGGCUGUGUAUACUGUGUAUACAUGGGAGUCGGCUGC
Molecule: messenger RNA, 5397 nt
Organism: Condylura cristata (star-nosed mole)
Lineage: Eukaryota; Metazoa; Chordata; Mammalia; Eulipotyphla; Talpidae
Gene: ADAMTS15
Product: ADAM metallopeptidase with thrombospondin type 1 motif, 15
Exons: 8
Coding region: 1-2853 (950 amino acids)
Biological process (GO): extracellular matrix organization; proteolysis
Molecular function (GO): zinc ion binding; metalloendopeptidase activity
Source: RefSeq, a predicted model, not a curated record